AUGUCUCUACUCACCAAUUAUGAGGGACUUCGGCAUCAGAUAGAGAGGCUGGUGCGGGAAAACGAGGAACUGAAGAAGCUGGUGCGGCUCAUUCGGGAGAAUCACGAGCUCAAGUCUGCCAUCAAGACGCAGGCAGGCAACUUCAGCAUCAGCGGGUUUUCCAGCGGGCUUGGUGAGGCGGCGGCGGGCCCCUCCCCACACCAGGGAGUCUUCCUUCCCGCAUCCCCAGUGGCAGCAAAGGAGCCAGUCGUGGAAGAAAUGGGGGUGAUGGCUCUGGCUGAAAUGCUGAACAGCCCACAGCUCAGCUCCGCAGCUGGCUCGCUUGUGGCCCCACUGACAGGCCCUGUGCCAAUUGCUAUGCCUCAGAGCAACCAAUUCACCGGCCUCAUGCCCCUGAGCAGCCACCUAACUACCCCCAUUGCAGUUUCCCCUGGAGCCACCCUGGCCAGCUCCCUGGGUCUACCUUCAACUGGCCCCCUGAGCAGCCACCUGGCCAGUCCCAUGGCCUUAACCCCUGGGGCCACCCUGGCCAGCUCCUUGGGUCUGUCAACUGGCUCUCUGACACCAAGCAGCCCUCUAGCAGGGCCCCUGGCUAUGUCUCAGAGCAGCCCCCUCAUGGCUCCCCUGGCGGGCACAGUGGCCGUCUCUCUGAGCAGCCCCCUGCUCUCCUCCACAGCUGCCCCUCUAGGUGUUUCUCAGAACCUUCUGACCAACCCCAUGAACAACUUGGGGUUGUCAGAGGCCCCGAGGAUACGACUAGCAGAGCCACCCCGAGGAAACCCCUCUGGACCCCAUUCCUCAGCUGGUACAGGGUUGGCUGCCACCUCCAAAGUCAAUGACACCAGGAGUGUACGUACAGAACCAUCUCGCAAAAGUGCCCUAGAGAUGGAGCGGAAGAUGACCCACCGUAAGACUAGCAAGUUCUCUGACAGUGCCCGAGAGUCAAAGCAACCAGCCUGGGAGCGGUUGGUGGGCGAGAUCGCCUUCCAGCUGGACCGCAGGAUCCUGUCCGGCAUCUUCCCAGAGCGGGUGCGCCUCUAUGGCUUCACAGUCUCCAACAUUCCAGAGAAGAUAAUCCAGGCCUCCCUGAACCCCAGUAACCACAAGCUGGAUGAAGACCUCUGCCAGACACUCACACAGCGCUACGUGAGCAUCAUGAACAGGCUUCAGAGUCUGGGCUACAACGGACGGGUUCACCCGGCGCUGACAGAGCAGCUGGUGAAUGCCUACGGCAUCUUGCGAGAGCGGCCCGAACUGGCAGCGUCUGAGGGCGGUUCCUACACUGUGGACUUCCUGCAGCGAGUGCUGGUAGAGACUGUGCACCCCAGCAUGCUCACGGAUGCCCUCUUGCUGCUCUCAUGCCUCAACCAGUUGUCACAUGAUGAUGGCAAACCCAUGUUCAUUUGGUAA
Molecule: messenger RNA, 1410 nt
Organism: Jaculus jaculus (lesser Egyptian jerboa)
Lineage: Eukaryota; Metazoa; Chordata; Mammalia; Rodentia; Dipodidae
Gene: Spatc1
Product: spermatogenesis and centriole associated 1
Exons: 5
Coding region: 1-1410 (469 amino acids)
Source: RefSeq, a predicted model, not a curated record